Molecule: messenger RNA, 3676 nt
Organism: Thalassophryne amazonica
Lineage: Eukaryota; Metazoa; Chordata; Actinopteri; Batrachoidiformes; Batrachoididae
Product: protein strawberry notch homolog 1-like
Biological process (GO): regulation of DNA-templated transcription
Cellular component (GO): nucleus
Molecular function (GO): chromatin DNA binding; histone binding
Source: RefSeq, a predicted model, not a curated record
UUAAAAUGAAGAUGCGACAGCCGCCGCUUUAGCUGACUGCUAACGCGAGCUAGCCUCAGUGAUGACCAGCACAGUCAACACUAUGGAUCCUGGACAGGAUUUGCUGCUUACAGCCCUCAGUGAAAGUGGCAUUUGCCCAAAUGAUAUAGGCCUGUUCGAUGUUGACUCUCAGGAUGCUGAUUCUCAGGAUGUUGCACAGCCCUCUACAACCCAACAAUCUAUCUCCAUUAGUGCCCUCGAUGUUGGUUGGGGAGACAUGGUGGAAGCUGUUCGGCCCCAGCCUGCUGCUCCAGUCCCCAUAGUUGCUAUUAGGCACAAACCUCAGCCAACGACCACCACAUUUGUCUUAAAUCAACUAAAUCAGUUGCCAUCAAUAGGAGCCGCUGUGACAAAGCAGUCGGCUACAAAUCCUAUUAAGCGAACAGUAACUGUAACCAAGGUGGUACAGGUUACUAGUUCAGCCCUGCGAGGUUCGGCGACUACUUCCUCCACAAGUAUUCCUGCUUCAGUAACCACAGUAGUGCCUUCUAACAGUGACCAGACUCAGUUGAAAGACCUUCUCAAGUCCAGCAAUGUGAAGGGCAGCAGUUUGAUGGAGCUCAUGAAGCUGAAGCCUCCAUCUGAUAUUGCUACACCAGUGGCAACUGCAACGGCCACAAUUCCAAAUGAAAUGAAUAAUGGCAUAAAGAAGGAAGUGUUGGUAAGGAUGCAGGUCAAGUCUGGCCUGGUGAUGACAGUAACUUCAGAACUUUAUGCAGUGUCUGAUCAUUCUGAAAGUGAGGUGUGUUCACAGAAACCCCCUACAGUAAAGGAAGAGGAUGAGCCUGAGGAGGAAGAGGAGGAGGAGCUGGGACAUGCUGAGACUUAUGCAGAGUACAUGCCAUUGAAAUUGAAGAUUGGGCUGCGUCAUCCCGAUCCUGUCGUGGAGACCAGUUCCCUGUCCAGUGUCAGCCCUCCAGAUGUGUGGUACAGACUGUCCAUCGCAGAAGAAAUCAUAGAUCGAGGUUGCCUCUCUGCUUUGCAGCUGGAAGCAAUUACGUAUGCAGCUCAGCAACAUGAAACAUUCCUCCCUAAUGGUGAGACGAGCUGCAUAUUGAUUGGUGAUGGAGCCGGAGUUGGGAAAGGUCGGACCAUUGCAGGGAUCAUCUAUGAGAAUUACCUUUUAGGCAGGAAACGAUCUCUCUGUUCAAAUAUGGCAAAUCUCCUCAAACACAAUGGGAGUGUGAAGAAAGGUGUGAUCUUCGCCACCUACUCCUCACUGAUAGGAGAGAGUCAGUCUGGAGGAAAGUACAAGACAAGAUUUCAACAGCUCCUCCACUGGUGUGGGGAGGACUUUGAUGGAGUUAUAGUCUAUGAUGAGUGUCACAAAGCCAAAAACGUGUGCCCUAUUGGAUCAUCUAAACCAACUAAAACUGGCCUUGCAGUUUUGGAGUUGCAGAACAAACUGCCCAAAGCUCGGGUGGUGUAUGCAAGUGCUACAGGUGCUUCUGAACCACGAAAUAUGGCUUACAUGAACCGUCUGGGCAUCUGGGGGCAUAAAACCCCUUUCCGAGAAUUUGGCAACUUUAUCCAAGCUGUGGAGCGGAGAGGUGUUGGCGCCAUGGAAAUAGUAGCCAUGGAUAUGAAACUAAGAGGGAUGUACAUUGCAAGACAAUUGAGUUUUACAGGCGUAACUUUCAAGAUUGAAGAGGUUCCGCUGACUCAGCAGUACAUCAACAUGUACAACAAAUCUGUACAUUUGUGGGUGAACGCUCGUGAGAAAUUCCAGCAGGCUGCUAACCUGAUGGAUGCAGAACAACGCAUGAAAAAGUCCAUGUGGGGUCAGUUCUGGUCUGCACACCAGAGGUUCUUCAAAUACCUCUGUAUUGCCUCCAAAGUUCGCAGAGUGGUUCAGCUGGCCAGACAGGAGGUCCAGCAUGGGAAGUGUGUGGUGAUAGGUCUUCAGUCCACUGGAGAAGCAAGAACACUUGAAGCCUUAGAGGAAGGCGGCGGCGAGCUCAAUGACUUUGUGUCAACGGCAAAAGGUGUGCUGCAGUCCCUGAUUGAGAAACACUUCCCAGCUCCUGACAGACAGAAGCUCUAUAGCCUGCUCGGUAUUGAUCUUUCGGCGAAGAAAACCUCUGAGCCCGGUGACACUGGUGCAAAACCUGAACAGAGAGUCAACAAAAGGAAAGGUUCAGACAUAAAACAACCGAAAAAGAGGCCCCGCAUGCACGGGGGUUUAUCGGGUAGCAGUUCAGAGGACAGCCAGUCAGAAGACAUGGACAAAGACUCCGGUAAAGAGUAUGACAGUGAUGACAGCUUGAAGUCUGUCAGCUCAGCCGAUGAAGACGAUGACUUCAACCCAUUCAGAGAUGAGUCUGACGACGAUGAAGACGAUCCUUGGCUUAUCAGAAAAGGUCCAAAGAAAGCAAAAGAUAAGAAAAAGAGAAGGAAAAGUAUCGAUCCAGAUUCCAUUCAAAGUGCCUUGUUAGCCUCUGGGCUCGGCUCCACCAGACUGGUCUUUACUGCCUCUAACCCCCCUAGUGCACCGACUGCAGUCAAAGCAGAGAGUGAGGAUAGCUGUCUAACAAGUCACGAUGCAGUGGAACUAGCCCAGAAAAUGAAAAAAGAACUGUUGGAAAGGCUUGAAGAACUGUCUGAGGAUCUCCCUCCCAACACACUAGAUGAACUAAUAGAUGAACUUGGAGGGCCUGAAAAUGUAGCAGAGAUGACGGGCCGGAAGGGUCGUGUGGUCAGCAAUGACGAUGGCAGUAUCUGCUAUGAGUCUCGCUCUGAGAUGGAUGUCCCAGUGGAAAUCCUCAAUCUUACAGAGAAGCAGAGAUUUAUGAAUGGAGAAAAGAACAUAGCCAUCAUCUCAGAGGCUGCAAGUUCAGGGAUUUCCCUGCAGGCAGACCGACGAGUGAAGAACCAGCGGAGAAGAGUCCAUAUGACGCUCGAGUUGCCUUGGAGUGCAGACAGAGCUAUACAACAGUUUGGGAGAACUCACAGGUCCAACCAGGUCACAGCUCCAGAAUAUGUUUUCCUCAUAUCUGAACUUGCAGGAGAACAGAGAUUUGCAUCCAUUGUUGCCAAAAGAUUAGAAAGCUUGGGUGCUCUCACUCAUGGAGAUCGAAGAGCAACGGAAACCCGAGAUCUCAGCAGGUUCAACUUUGACAACAAAUAUGGGAGAAAUGCUCUGGAAAUUGUGAUGAAGUCUAUUGUAAAGCUUGAUGUUCCAUUGGUGUCCCCGUCUUCAGACUUUAAAGGGGAUUUCUUCAAAGAAAUUCAAAACGGACUAAUAGGUGUGGGUCUCAUAAAUGUUGAGGACAGAUCUGUUUUGUCACUGGAUAAAGACCACAACAACAUUGGGAAGUUUCUUAACCGUAUUUUGGGCAUGGAGGUUCAGCAGCAGAAUGCCUUGUUCCAGUAUUUUUCUGAUACACUAGCUGCAGUUAUUCAGGAAGCAAAGAAGAAUGGGAGAUAUGACAUGGGCAUUCUUGAUCUGGGUUCUGGUGACGAGAAGGUGAAGAAGGUGGACUGCAGAAAAUUCCUAACACCAGGCUAUACAACAUCAGGACACGUUGAACUCUACACCGUCAGUGUGGAGAGGGGGAUGUCAUGGGAGGAAGCAACUCAUCUUUGGGCAGAACAGAAUGGACCAGAUGAUGGCUUCUAUGUCCAGGUAUGGGCUUAG